Molecule: messenger RNA, 1079 nt
Organism: Periophthalmus magnuspinnatus
Lineage: Eukaryota; Metazoa; Chordata; Actinopteri; Gobiiformes; Gobiidae
Product: glycolipid transfer protein-like
Exons: 5
Coding region: 143-772 (209 amino acids)
Biological process (GO): ceramide transport; intermembrane lipid transfer
Cellular component (GO): cytosol; membrane; cytoplasm
Molecular function (GO): ceramide 1-phosphate transfer activity; ceramide 1-phosphate binding
Source: RefSeq, a predicted model, not a curated record
GUAGACCACAGUGUAAUUCUCCACCUGUUGGAGGCUGGAGCUCUGGGUUUGACGCCUCCCAUCACGAGGCUGGAGUUCCGGGUUGUUUCCAGAGGCGCAGAUCGUUAGUGCUGCGUAAUUACGCACAGACCCCGUCCUGGACAUGUCUCUGCUGCUGGACCACCUCUUCACCGACCUGCCCCCGGACCGGGCCGUGGACACCGGGCUGUUCCUGGACUCAGUGUCUCACCUCCCCGCGUUUAUCGAUUGUCUGGGGUCAAAAGUUUUCUCGCUCAUCAAGUCUGAUAUUAUCGGCAACAUCACGAAAAUUCGAGGCGUUUAUGAGAAGGACCCUCAGAGGUUUGUGACGCUGCAGCAGAUCCUGGAGGCAGAGCGACAGGACCAUGCGUCUGAAUGGCCUAAAGUCGGGGCCACACUGGCUCUGAUGUGGUUAAAGAGGGGGCUCCGCUUUAUUCAGAUCUUGCUCCAGAGUUUGGCAGAUGGUGAAAAAGACGAGAAUAACCCAAACCUCAUUCGAGUCAGUAUCACCAAGGCUUAUGAAGGGUCACUGAAGAGAUACCACGGCUGGUUAGUGCAGAAGAUUUUUAAGGCGGCUCUGAUGGCGGCUCCCUACAGGUCAGACUUUAUUAAAGCUCUGUCCAAAGGAGAAGAAGUGAAAGAAGAAGAGUGUCUGGAGAAAGUGCGUCACUUCCUGGUGAACUUCACAGCCACCGUAGAUGCCAUUUAUGACAUGUACACGGAGCUAAACGCAGAGCUGGACUACACAGUUUGAUGUUUCAUCACAUGGACUUUGUACAUAGAGUUUUACAAAGAUACUUAAAAUAUUGAGGUAUUUAUUAAAUGACGUGUGCCUUAAAUCAGAUGCUGGACUGUUCAGAUUCAGAUGAACUCUUCACAAAAAACGUCUCAUGUUUCUGUUUGAAUGUUUAGAAGUGAAACGACUGAAAGGAUCACAGUAUUUCACAUGUGGAUUUGUGUCUAAGUUCAGAUUAAACUUCAUUUUGUUUUCAUUGCAGUGACAGUUUUUAGAUUCUUUUUGUUUUCACAUGUUUCAAAUCCAUCCCUGAAGUGUGUGUAAU